GAAUCUCCCAUGAGACCUUGGGAGAUGAUUCCACGCGUACGACGAAUCCAAGAUGGCGGAUCUAAAGUAUAUGUCGGGCUUCGGGAAUGAGUUUUCUUCAGAAUCUUUGCCGGAUGCUUUGCCCAAAGGCCAGAUUACACCUCAAAAAUGUCCCUAUGGUUUGUAUGCAGAACAGCUCUCAGGAAGUGCAUUCACUGCACCUCGUGGCAAAAACUUUAGAAGCUGGCUCUAUCGCAUCCGGCCAUCAGUAAUUCACCAGCCCUUCAAGCCGAUUCCUCAGGGGAACCUCACACAUGACUGGAAGGGGGCAGAGCCUGAUCCAAAUCAGAUGCGUUGGAAACCGUUUGACCUGCCACCAGCUUCUGAUAAUGUGGAUUUUGUACAAGGGCUUAGCACAGUGUGUGGCGCUGGUGAUCCAUGCAGCCGCCACGGCAUUGCUAUACACAUCUUUGCAUGCAAUGCUUCAAUGGAUAACAAAUGCUUGUACAGUUCAGAUGGAGAUUUCCUUAUUGUUCCACAGAAGGGCACCUUAAAUAUCACUACAGAAUUUGGUAAAAUUGAGGUCAAGCCGAAUGAGAUCUGCAUUAUCCAGCUUGGGAUCCGUUUCUCUGUGGCAGUUUCUGAGCCAUCACGGGGAUACAUAUUGGAGGUCUUUGAUGGACACUUUGAACUUCCAUGUCUUGGUCCAAUUGGUGCCAAUGGUCUGGCCAAUCCCCGUGACUUCCUGACCCCUGUUGCUUGGUAUGAGGAUCGCGAUUUGGAAGAGUUCACUGUUGUGUCUAAAUAUCAAGGCAAGCUUUUUGCAGCCACCCAGAAACAUUCUCCAUUUGAUGUGGUAGCCUGGCAUGGGAACUAUGCUCCCUACAAGUACAGCCUGGAUAACUUUAUCUCUGUGAACUCAGUCUCUAAAGACCACAUGGACCCUUCUAUCUUCACUGUGUUGACAUGUCAAAGCAACAAGCCAGGAACUGCCAUAGCUGAUUUUGUGAUUUUCCCGCCUCGCUGGUCUGUUGCUGAGAACACCUUUAGGCCACCCUACUACCACAGAAACUGCAUGAGUGAGUUUAUGGGCCUGAUUCUUGGCUCUUAUGAGGCUAAGGAAGAGGGCUUCAUGCCAGGCGGUGCCAGUCUCCACAGUAUGAUGACACCACACGGUCCAGACAGACAGUGCUUUGACAAGGCGAGCACUGGUGAACUCAAACCUCAAAGAGUGGCUGAGGGAACCAUGGCGUUUAUGUUUGAGAGUUCUCUCAGCAUGGCUGUCACCAAGUGGGGGCUGGAGACUUGUCAGAAGCUGGACCAGAACUAUUACAAGGUGUGGCAAAGCUUGGAGAAGAACUUUAACCCGGAUAAACCCUAACUGCCCCAAACCGCUCAAAGCAUUAAACAUGUUCAGUCUACUUAAAAAGUUAUUCAAGAAUUAUAGAAAAAUCAUAGUUUGUCGAAUGUGUGGCAAAAGCUUUGAGUAGAAGGGCUCUACCUCAGACUAAAGUCUGACAAGGCAAUUAUAGGAACAGCGGUAGAUUAAUUAGCGAUCAUUGGGCCAUUUUAAGGAUGUAUAUUUUUUCCCAUCGAUUUAGCUCUUUUAAAUGGUCUAUUUUAUCUAAUGUUGGGUUGAGAAUUGUAAGGAUUCUAGUAUGUUUGCCACAAACGCGUGAGAGGUCGGAUGCAUAAAUUACAUUUUAGGCGAGUUUUCGGGUUCAGGUUUUGUAAUACAAUAAUUUACCUCAUUAAGAGCGAGUGCUUUCAGUAGAAAGCAGGACUUCAUUAAACUCAUCAACACUAGAUGAGUUGGCGGGUAACCAUGGCAACCAUGUCACCGUCCCAGACAGGGUACCCGUCACACUGAUAAGCAGUGGAAUACUAAGUAACUAUAUGCCUAUCAGGGAUGGGAGGGGAGGGAAAUCGCUUCCUACGUCUCAGCACGAAACGACGUUUGAUCAGAGAGGAUUUGCCGCUCGGUGCAAAGCUACCCUUCGAAAGCAUACCGCUGCACCACGCGCGCCGGCGCAGGUCAUGUACGCAUAACCUCUAGAUCUCUGAGACGCUGCCCUGUGUUGUGAGUCUAACCUUGCCUAAAUGCGAGCAUUUAGCCUCAUAUAAAUAAAUAAUUAUAAACAAAUGCACAUGAUAGUAAUAAUAAUCUUUAUUCGUAAUAGAAAAAUACAUUUCUAGGAAUGUCUACGAACUCUCUGCGUUACACAUAUAGAAAUAUAAAACAAAACCAGCAGUUACAAAAAAAAACACGUUAUGUUAAUGUCGGAAAUGUUGUUGCUCGCUAGAAUUUUCUAGAUCUGAAUAAACUUGAUAUUUUUUUUGUA
This is a messenger RNA of Nematostella vectensis (starlet sea anemone), 2321 nucleotides long. Its product is annotated as homogentisate 1,2-dioxygenase. NCBI's taxonomy places the organism in Eukaryota, Metazoa, Cnidaria, Anthozoa, Actiniaria, Edwardsiidae. The record is from RefSeq and is a predicted model, not a curated record. Gene Ontology annotation, biological process: L-phenylalanine catabolic process. The coding region runs from base 53 to 1360 and encodes 435 amino acids. Gene Ontology annotation, cellular component: cytoplasm. The transcript has 14 exons. Gene Ontology annotation, molecular function: homogentisate 1,2-dioxygenase activity.